Acanthosepion pharaonis is the source of this 630-nucleotide messenger RNA. Lineage: Eukaryota; Metazoa; Mollusca; Cephalopoda; Sepiida; Sepiidae. The record is from the annotation of a GenBank genome assembly.
AUGAUGGGCCUGGUUCCUCCAUUAAAAAUCGCUUACCAUCCCUGCCUGCCACCCUCAAAAUCAUUAACCCUUUCAAGGUUACAACAUUUUAUUUUGUCUGAAUAUCUCCCCAUCCUUUCUUUCUUUCUUUCUUUCUUUCUUAAUAUCUCCCUCCUUUUCUUUUGUCUGAAUAUCUCCCCAUCCUUUCUUUCUUUCUUUCUUUCUUUCUUAAUAUCUCCCUCCCUUCCUUUUAUAUCUCCCUCCCUUUUUUCUUUCUUUCUUAAUAUCUCCCUCCCUUUCUUUUCCUCUUUCUUUCUUAAUAUCUCCUCCUUUCUUUUGUCUGAAUAUCUCCUUUCUUUCUUCUUAAUAUCUCCUCCCUUUCUUUUGUCUAUGAAUAUCUCCCCAUCAAAAAAUAUCUCCUCCAAGUCUGAAUAUUCUCCCCGUCAAAAUAUCUCCCUCCCUUUCUUUUGUCUGAAUAUCUCCCCAUGGGAAUCCUUUCUUUCUUUUUUCUUUUUCUUAAUAUCCUCCCUCCUUUCUUUUUGCCUGAAUAUCUCUCCCAUCUUUUUUUCUUUCUUAAAUAUCUCCCUCCCUUUCUUUUUGUCUGAAUAUCUCCCCCAUUCUUUCUUUUCUUUUUCUUUUUUUCUUUCUUAA